GUGGGAGUAAAGCGCCUGAUUGUCCGUUUAUUGCAGCGUCCCUUUCGUUAGUCCUGUGCUACAAAAAUCUCAUCGAGGAAGCUUGGUGCCCCUCUGUUACACCACUUGGGUAUUCUCCUCAACAGCUCAUUCAUCGCCAGCGCAUGUCUGUCUCUCCGCUGUGGGCGAGGAUGAACUGCACAAGGCUGAUCAAUCCGAGUCACGCCUGCGGGUGACAGGAAGUCGAGAGUUCUCUCUAUUGUAAUCUCUUACUCAUCGACGCUGACAAAUAAUCGCAUCGUUCACCGUCUGGACUUGUCAUUGACGCUCGCCUUGGUUUCAGUCACAAGAGACAUCACUCGAGUCUUCUGUCGAAAGACUGCCCUGUAGAGCCAAUCUACUCACUGAGCUCGCAUACAAAACCCGUGGCUGUGCCACCAUCAAACACUGCCGAAAAUUGAAGUAUCGAUCCCAUAUCCACGCACGUCGUAAUGGCCUUGGAGGAUUCUCCAGAACAAAGGGCUAUCGCCUAUCCUGAUGCACCAUCUCUACAUGUUUCUCCUCACGGGGUGUCGGGGAACGUGUUAACGGAACCGUACGCCAAUGAUGCUCCGUCCCUGUUUGGUGAAGAUCCCGUCAUCGACAUCUCAGCCGGUUAUGUCGACCUUGGAAAUGGCCGGUAUCAAGGCAUCGUCUCAGAUUCGGCAUCUGCUCCAACUCUGGGCGCCACGCUAGAUCAAGCACGGCAAUCGCGAGGACAUGCUCUGAACGGUUUCACUCCGUCUGGGACCCCAGGUCUGAUUCAAAGAAUGCAGAAGAAUGCGGAUGAUCCGUCUUCAGCUUCAGCAUCGUCAUCUCGUGGCUUGGCUAGACAAGAGUCAACAACUUUGACGACACUGAGUCGGCUUUUUGCUGUCAAGAACGACGUCUCUCCCAAUCUGUCCCGCCAUCCUUCCGAUCAAUCGCAGGUAAGAGACGGGGCAGUGUACCACCGCGUUUCCCCACAAACAACGGGACUUCCUGCCUUGCCUAAUCACCUCUAUACCCGUGGUCUUCUUUCCGGCCAAUAUUCGGACAUCACAAUCCAUGCCUUUGGUCACCAGUACCGGCUUCAUCGCUUGAUCCUCGAUCAAUCUCCAUUCUUCGCUGGAGCCUUGAGCGGGUCAUGGCUGGAAGCCAAAACGAACGACGUCACGAUACGUCCCGAUGACAUCGAUGAUGCUAUCACUCAAGUUGCGUUUGAAUUGGCACUCAGUCGACUUUACGGCCACAUUGAUACGGCAGGGGAAGAGCAGGAUCCUGUUGGAGUGUUCGCUACAGGGUGUUGGCUUGAGGUACCAGCUAUGGUAGACUCCGCUGUUGAAUCAAUAUUGAGACAAAUGGCAUUAGAAUCAUUGUCUCUGCUCAUCAAGCUUGUGACGCGAAAUUAUUACGGUCGAGCGGGGGACAAGAUCUUGGCCAGCGCAAAGUGCAUGCUGUGUAGAGAUGGCUGGAAAAUGCCAUUACGCUUUUGGGACGAUAUUCCGGGAGACGUUGUCCGAGAGAUUGUCGGUGGCGACGGAUUCUUCGUCAACAAUGAAUGGGAUAGAUGGGUACUGACUAAACGUAUUUUGGACCGAAGACUCAAAAUACAAGCACAAACACAAGGACUCGUCUCAUCUCACACUGGCAACAAACUAGCAAAGGCCCCAGAUACAUGGGGGCUCAUGGCUGUCCGAUUUGACACUGUUUAUCGGCGGAAUGGCCACAUCAACGGACAAGGCUACCCGGAUCAUUUGCACAAAUGGGUCACUUGCUACACACAUCCUGCCGUCGAGCCACUUCUGGUUCUGUUGGAUGAAGGUAUCCGUUAUAUUCAUCUCGAAUUUGAGCAGCUGCAACGUAUCCGCAAAGCUCGAGAUUGUUUUGGACUGCCUGUCAUGUCCGAGGACGUCAUUAGUAACGCAUUGUGGCAACACAUGGAAUUGAGGCAGAAAAUCAUCAAUUCCGGCGAGAAAGAGCUAGAAAUCGGGUUGAGUGUGCGCUCGCAAAGCGAACGGAUCGCAGACUCAGGUGAUGGUUCUGCUCCAUCUAAUGGACUCCUUUCUGGGCAGCGCCCUACCAAUAACGACACUGAUCCGGAGAUCUUGACUACUUUGGAUGCCGACAUUCCUAGCGGCUCAUGGGAUGGAAACGGACAUCCUCGGAAGUUCUGGAUACCAAGCUCUGAUUGCAAGAUUGUAGUAGGCGGCAAUGUUGAGCCCUCCGCGAAUUCACCGUACGGCAUGGCCGCUCUCACACAAACUGUCCAUCCAGAAGACGUGCAAUGGAUCACAGAUUUCUCUGCAACCAUAUCGGCCACAUCAACGUCACGCGUGCCAACGACAAACCACAGCGGUGCCGCUCAGGAUGUACCUGCUGCUGUCAAGUAUACCCAUUUCCCCCCUUUUCGCUUCUCCGUAGAGUUUCCUAACCCUCGCUCUUUGCGGGACAAAAAACGUGUCUACAGUCGAACUGUGUUCUAUGCCGGAAGCCUCUGGAACAUAUAUAUUCAGAAAGUGGCGACCUCACGAAGCAAGCAGUUAGGAGUCUACCUACACCGCGCUAAGGAACACGAUACAAUGGAUUCACCGGGCAACAGUCCUGCCUUUGUACAAGGGAGCGUAGUCGAUCGUAUCAGUGCCGUUGAACGAGGUUCAGCGGCAAGAGAAGAGCGUCGCCAGAGGCGGCACCACCAGAGAUCACGGCCAUUCACAUCGGAUCGUUUUGUGUUUGUCGACGAUGCCGAUAGCAGCGGUAGUGCGGGUGAUCAUGACAGCUCCACAGUUCAUACUUCCACGCAUCAUGAAGCCUCCCGGGAUUCUCGCUCGGAUCGGAAUAGUCGUGGUUACGGCAAGUCGAGCCAGACAGACACGAUGCAGACGCCUUCCACGCGGCCGACGGAUUCCUAUUGGACCAGGUCUUCCGGCACUCUCGACACGUCCGAGUCUGUGUCUGAUCAAGACUCCGAUCCAAGCGUCGACCAAAUACCUACUACUACGGCUGCGCCUCGUGUUCCUGCCCUACCAUCCUACAUCGAUGCGCGACCGACGAUCAGGACUUACUUCAAGAUUUACAGCCCGUCUCGCGGUGGUAGGAUGCUUUCGGUAUACGAAUCCGCGCCAGACCAAUUUAAUUUUUCGCAAAGCUGGGGAUGGACGAGCAGCAAUUUGAUGCUCGAUGAGGGAUUCUCGGGAGAAGAAGAGAACGAGGACGACGCCAAGGAAGGAGGUGGCACUGAUGGCGGCAGUGGAAACGUGGGCAUGUCGACAUCAGCAAAGGCCGGAGGGAAAAGUCGGGCCACGACAGCGAAGAAGGCGGAGGACGGCAAUUUGAGGUUCAUGGUCGUCAUUGGCAACAUCUGACGAGGAGACAACAUGUAUGUGUGACAUCAUGCUUGUAGUGAUGAUUUUAUGAAUUGGCGUGCGAGCCGGAUGAGACAUAUAUCGUGCACAUGAAUCAUACUGCGGAACGAUGCGCAUAAACUCCGCACGAUCAUCGAGGUACAGAUAACGAGACAGCCGCAGAUCAGAGUUCGGCGUAUAGUCGAUCAGAAAUGCUUGAAAACGUUGGAAUCCGA
Molecule: messenger RNA, 3577 nt
Organism: Dissoconium aciculare CBS 342.82
Lineage: Eukaryota; Fungi; Ascomycota; Dothideomycetes; Mycosphaerellales; Dissoconiaceae
Exons: 1
Coding region: 471-3362 (963 amino acids)
Molecular function (GO): protein binding
Source: RefSeq, a predicted model, not a curated record